AUGAAGUGCCGCGCGUUGGCGCUCGUGGCCGUCGCGACGGUCGCGGCGGCGGCUGCAGGCGCCGGCGACGCGCCGGCGCCGCCUGCGGGCCCCUACGACAACCCGAUCUGCGGCACGGCCGCGUCGCCGUGCAAGCCGUGCAACCGCACGUUUCGGAUCGGCGCGCCGCGACUUGCCGCGCCCGCGGCCUUGGGCAUCAUGGGCAAGUCGUUGGACUUCCUGGACGCGUGCUUCGCUUUUUACGACCAGCCGAGCGGCGUGGUGGCAUUGGACUGGGUCGAGGCGGGCUUUUUGGACAUGGCGGUUGUUUGUUCGACGUCCUUCGUGGCCGCCGCGGCGCGGGGCGCCAAGGUCACGGUCGUCGCCGUACCCUUCACGGACAUCGAGUCGAACGCGUUGGUGGCGCGCGAGGGGCUGAAUCUGCUCUCGGAUUUGAGGCACAAGACGCUAUGGACCGUGGAGGGGAGCAACGCGCACCUGAUGUUGCUCGGUACCUUGCAGAGCGCCUCGGUCGAUGCGCGCGAUGUAACUCUGGCAUUCAGCACCCCCGAAGGCAUCACGAAGGCCUGGGACAAGGGCGACGUGGACGCAGCGUGGUGCUCGGGCGGCUGCAUGGGCCACCUAGUGCGGACGCCGCCGCCCGGCUCGGAGAUGCCGGGCCACGUCAUGAUCGACGCCGGCGACGCGACGGCCUGGGGGUUUCCGACGGGGAAAGCCGUGGUCGUGUCGGAGCGCGUUUUACAGACAUCGCCCGACAUCGUAGCGCACGUCGUCGCCUACCUCUGCCGGUCGAGCUGGGACUACAGAGUGUCUCAGGGGGGUGGACGGAGCUAUCCGUGGAGCCAGCAGGUCCUGCCCGACGGCCGCGACACGGCAGCCAUGUGGCAGCCCGGCGGCGCCUACCUCGACGUCCUGUCGGCGUACUCGCAGAAGGGGCGCUUCCCCGCGCCGCCCGCGGCGGUCGUGCAGGGCCUCCAAACAGCUAUUUACUUCACCGCGGAAGACCAGAUCUACAAGAUCGAGCCGGUCCUGGAGUGCGACCGGGCCACGUGCGUCGACGGACAGCGACAAGUACCACAUUGGUGA
This is a messenger RNA of Pelagomonas calceolata, 1086 nucleotides long. Lineage: Eukaryota; Pelagophyceae; Pelagomonadales; Pelagomonadaceae. The record is from the annotation of a GenBank genome assembly.